This is a messenger RNA of Penaeus monodon (black tiger shrimp), 630 nucleotides long. RefSeq names its product proline-rich protein 36-like. The record is from RefSeq and is a predicted model, not a curated record. The transcript has 4 exons. The annotation marks the transcript as partial. Lineage: Eukaryota; Metazoa; Arthropoda; Malacostraca; Decapoda; Penaeidae.
AUGUUCCAACCCCUGGCACGAUACAGCUUUUUAACAGGGCCCAAACCAAAAAGUACAAAUCAGGUUCCCCCAAAGGGGCACCCACCCCACGAGGGAGUAGGCUUCCUGGGGCCCCCCUGGGUAAAAAAACCGCCACAACCCCCGGUGCCCGGCCCAAGGUCCUCCGGGGGUGGAAAGGCAGGGGCAACGGCCCCCCACACCAAACCAAACCUCCCCCUCGCUCCCCCGACGACCUUCUUUGGAUGGCCCCCCACUUCCCCCCACAAGUGCCCUUUUGCUUUUUGCACCAGGGUUUGUUCCCAGGCCCCCAGCAAAACAGUUGCCUUUGCCAGAUUCGGGGGCCCCACCCUAACACCCGGCCCCCCACUUGCAACCAUCCCUGGCGCCCCCAAAUUCCAAUACGACCCUCCCCACUGGCCCCUUGAGCUGGCAAACAAAAUGCCCCCGUGGGGCCCAACCCCUCCCGUCCCUUGUGGGUGGCAUCUGGGGAAAAGUCGCAUACCUUCCGGCCCCGGAAAAUCCAUUGGCGGGGGGCUGGAGCAGGCUUGGCCCCCUAGGGCCCACUUGGGUUUGCCUUCCCAGGAAGGCCCCUCGAACUCCAAGGGGGGCCCCCUCGCCCCCGCGCCCAGG